This is a messenger RNA of Alternaria rosae, 921 nucleotides long. RefSeq names its product HIT-like domain-containing protein. Bases 1 to 921 code for a protein of 306 amino acids. Gene Ontology annotation, cellular component: nucleus. NCBI's taxonomy places the organism in Eukaryota, Fungi, Ascomycota, Dothideomycetes, Pleosporales, Pleosporaceae. The transcript is spliced from 3 exons. Gene Ontology annotation, biological process: double-strand break repair; single strand break repair. Gene Ontology annotation, molecular function: mismatched DNA binding; double-stranded RNA binding; single-strand break-containing DNA binding. The record is from RefSeq and is a predicted model, not a curated record.
AUGACGGACCGCCCUAAUGCGACGGAAACCCACGAUGCCAUUACGAACAAAGAGAUAGCAGGAACGGAGCCGGGGAACCAAGCUCGGCCCGCAAUUGAACCCGCCUCUUCAAAGCGGCCCAAUGCAUUUACAGAACUCAUGACCCAGUCGAAGAAACCAAAACCACCCAUCAUUCCCACCGCAGACGGUCCAGGUACAACGCAGAAGGCUGCCAAGACAGCUAAGCGUUGGGAUGGACGGAAUGGGCUAGGCGUCUAUAUCGAGAGCCCCGAGACGAACCCGGAGAACAAAGUAUUGGAGUACGACGAUGACUUUGUUGUGAUAACCGACAAGUAUCCUAAAGCGAGCGUACACCUUCUACUCAUCCCGCGGAAAAAGGUCUACUACGAUCAGCACCCACUCCACGCUCUCUCCACAGACCCAGCAUUCCUCGCCGAAGUACGAAAACGCAUCAUCCAUCUCAGAGAACUCGCUGCAUACGAACUCCGUCGGCAAUAUGGCGACUUCAGCGCUUCAGAUAAACCCUACAACGAGGCCUUCGAGGCAAUGAUGAGCUCUCCCGACCCACCACCUCCGCCCGAGGAGCGCGCGGUACUUCUCCCAUCCGGUCGCGAUUGGUCUAAAGAUAUUGUCGUAGGCGUACAUACCCACCCCUCAAUGAACCAUUUACACAUACAUAUCUUCAGUCGUGACAUGCAUUCAGACUGGAUGAAGCACAAGAAGCACUAUUUGAGCUUCAACAGUGGUUUUCUGGUUCAAUUAGGCGAGUUUCCAUUAGAAGAAGAUAGUAAGAGGUUUCAUCCUGGAGAUUGGCCUAGUUGGGACAUGAAAUGCUGGCGAUGUGGGGAGAACUUUAAGAACAAGUUUGCGGCAUUAAAACAACAUCUCAAUGAAGAGUUUGAGGAAUGGAGGAAGGAAUGA